Messenger RNA from Gadus morhua (Atlantic cod), 2140 nucleotides. It is a transcript of the gene tprg1, whose product is annotated as tumor protein p63 regulated 1. The record is from RefSeq and is a predicted model, not a curated record. The transcript has 6 exons. Bases 221 to 1237 code for a protein of 338 amino acids. NCBI's taxonomy places the organism in Eukaryota, Metazoa, Chordata, Actinopteri, Gadiformes, Gadidae. Gene Ontology annotation, cellular component: cytoplasm.
CUGAUACAGUCUGGUCAUCCGGAAUCACGUGAGCUGUGUGCAGAAAGUGAUGAAAACAGGAGAAAACAGAGCCUUGGAGAAACGAAAGUGAGCAACAGGCCGUCCCCGCCCCGUCAACCGCUGUCAGGAACCCGGAAGAGAGCACCUGUUCUCUGCGUCUCGGUAGUGCGUUUAGUCUGCGGAAGAUCAAUAAUACUGCUUAGAAAGCCUAACGAGAGCCAUGAUGAACGUCGAGGAUGAGGGGGUCUCCAACGUGGACCUGGGAGACGACAAGGAGGAAUUGGUCUCCACCUUAGAACUGGGAUCCAAUGAGAAGGAAGGGGUCUCCAGCCUUCAACUGGGAGAAGUCAAGGAGGAAGGAGUCUCCACCGUGGAUCUGGGAUCCAAUAAGGAGGAAGGAGUCUCCAGCCUUCACCUGGGAGAGCCGAUCUCGCCUGAAUCCCCUUCGGUUGAUGAAGGUUACCAGCCCGGCUCGCCCUCCAUGGGGAGCCCGGAGGACGAGGAAGCUCCUCCCAACAGCACCCCCGUAUCUGGCCCGCCGCUCCAGGCCCAGGCUGCUGGGAACCGUUGGGUGUCCGCCCUGGACCAGUUCAAGAUGAAGAGGUUCUUUGUGUUGAGGCCCGGCACCCUGACCCAGGCCAUCGAGGACAUCACGGCCCUGGUGGACAAAGACCAAGAUGGCGCCGUCCAGGGCCUGUGGCUCAUGGCAGAGGUAGACCACUGGAACAACGAACGGGAGCGUGUGGUGGUCCUGACAGACAGAACCCUUCUGGUCUGCAAGUACGACUUUGUGAUGCUGAACUGUGAGAGGAUCCACCGUAUCCCUCUGAACUGCAUAGACCGGAUCUCCCACGGAGACUUCAGCUUCCCCAAACACUCCCUCCUCACGAGAGAGGGCGACGGCGUGCGCGUGUUCUGGGACCGCCUGCGGGAGCCGUCCUUCGCCUCGCGGUGGAACCCCUUCACCGUCGACUAUCCCUACAUGACCUUCACCGACCACCCCGUGAGGGCCACCAACGACAAGUUCUCCACACUCUGCGACGUCCAGGACUUCCGUGUGCAGCUGAAGGCGGGGGCGGAGAAGGCCCUCUUAGAGAAGCCGGUUCCUGGCAAGGCCAACGGGGUCCUGCUCCUCAACCAGCCCCUCCUCAUCGAGGCCUACGUGGGCCUCAUGGCCAUGGUCGGCAACCAGAACAAACUAGGCUACUGCCUUGCUCGUGGACACAUUGGCUUAUGAGCACCCCCGCAAAACGUCCCUUCCUGACGUACCUUCUGUUCGCUUUUCUUUCGCUUUUGUUUUCGUGCAGUUUGGUGUCGUAGCGGUCACUCGUCAUCGACAGAAGUUUACUAUCGCUUAGGUUUGUCGAGCCUCUCCUGUCUUUAGUGGCUGUGACUGAAAUGUAUUUAUAUAAAGAAGAAGAGCUAAGUGGCUUUGCCGUUAUUUAGAUUGAUUCAUAGAGCGUGCCGUUAUGUACACUGCUUUGGAGUCAAGAUUGAAAUCACUACAGGCGAUUUCACCUACAGGUGGGGUGGUGGGUUUGAAGUAAGAGUUGUUAAGUCGGCGAGCUGAUGGGAGGAGGCCGAUGUUGAGAAACCACCCGCCAUUUCUUUCAUCUUGGGAGAUGGUAAACCAACUCUCUUCAUUCCGGCGUCAUGUGUCAUAUCCUCUCUCUCCCUUUCAACCUCCUGUCCGUCCUCCGCGUCCAUGAAGGAACACAAAGUUACUGUUCAACAAAUAAACUCCCACUGUUCGACUUCUCUGUGGUGUUCACAUGUACUGUGUCCAUAUCAGUCACUUUGUUCAUUUGUUUUGCAUUGUUUAAAUCGUUUUGAGGUCAUUUCCAGUUGGUUCUCCAGGUUGCAAAAAGGGAAUGUAAACCCUUGUUAUGUGAGGUUUUGUUAUUUGUCUCUUCUGAAGGAUGGCUAUCUUUGUCCCUGUCAACCUAAAUCAUUAAAUUACUAUUAUUUCAGUAGAUGUGUCUAAAUUAGUGUAUUAACAGUACACAGUGCAUAUCUAGCCCCAGCUACAAAGUCUUCAUUGGACUCCCCCUGCACUGUUGGCUGUAAAUUUCCAUGCAACAUCUUUUCCUUAAACUUGGCUGCCAACCAUAAUAAUAAACACGUCAGUCCUUUAACGUCA